Messenger RNA from Sabethes cyaneus, 9121 nucleotides. RefSeq names its product ankyrin repeat domain-containing protein 50. Gene Ontology annotation, molecular function: protein binding. The transcript is spliced from 8 exons. NCBI's taxonomy places the organism in Eukaryota, Metazoa, Arthropoda, Insecta, Diptera, Culicidae. The record is from RefSeq and is a predicted model, not a curated record. Bases 1333 to 7791 code for a protein of 2152 amino acids.
UCGCGAUUGUUGAGCGAUCCGAAGUGCGAAAGGGAGUGCGAGUCGAGUCGAGUGAGCAAGGGUGAAAAUUUUCAUGACAGCAUCAGCAGUGCCUGUGGCGUAUAGAAAGGCAAGUGCUGUCUACUUUUUCUAUCUGUUAAUAUAGAAAAUGUAAAAUUCUCUAGCUGAUUUGCAUUGUUACGGUGUACCAGUGAUGUAACACGAGUGUCGGCUGCAAAAUGGUGCAGAGAAAACAUUGAUUAGAUUGCGAUACGAGAGAAAAUGUUUUGCUUCAAGUGGGUCGAUUACUUGCGUCAAGUGUGAGUUUUGGACGGGCAACGUUUUGCCCUUUGCGAAGCCCUCAAAAGAUUAUGGCUUGCGCGAGUGGGACAAAAUCAAUUUCGGAAAGCAAGUAAAAGUUGCAGCGAAAACUGGGUGUGUGUAAAUUUGUUAAAAUUGACUUCGCAGUGAUUAGUGAAGGAAGUGUGACUAUUUUGAUUGUGGCAAUAGUUUACACGAUACUGUCCUCAAUGGAGAGAUUUAAUUUGUGUCUGUGAAAUGCAGUAAAAUAAUUUGGUUUUCCAUUUUCGAAGAUGAGCUGUGCUCGUGAGAAAGAAAACUGCAAACGGCUAUGAUUGUUAUCUACGGUGGAAAGCAUUAUAUCUGAAUAGUAAUGAUGGGUGUGCGAAUGGAUUUUGAAAUAAAGAGUGGAGGAUGCAGAAAGUCAUACAAUUGUGUCGAUGCGGUUAGCCAAUCCUAAAAGUAGGAAGCAGUUUUAACCAUCAAAACGAUUACUCAUGCUGUGGGGCAUGCAUCCACGCUAAAUUAUAUAAAUUAGUGCCAUCGUGAAGUUCAGAAGACUCCCACGCGAACCUGCAGUUCUCGAACGUAGACCGUUCAUCUGAACUCUGGUUUUCGUAUUUGGUAUUAGUAACCACACGCGUUGGAUAAUCGAAUAAAUCUCUGCCCAUCAUCUGUUCCGGUUCAGCUGCAUUCGAAAACGUUCAUAUUUGUACGCACGAAGCAGGAUACCGCAGGCAGCCGCUAUCCGCAUACUCACGAACUAGAAGUGGAGUCACUACUAUUCUAAGAGUUUUGUAGCUGAAAAGAGCAAAAUGACCAAUUAGCAAUCCGUUGGCCGUCUAAAUGAACAGCAUCAACGGGUUGGAUUAAAUCCCAUGUGCUUGAUGAUGCAAAAACGAUUUACGCGGAUUUGUUUCGUAUCGUGUGGAACUAUUUGAUACGAAGAUAGCAAAAUUGCGUAUUUAAAUGGAUCCAGUUUGGAUAAUCAAUUAGCAAAAGCAUAAGUGCAUACACGAGUGUAAAAUAAAGCUCAAAGCAAUAACAAGCAACAUGUCAUCGUCGAUGAAUGGUAAAAUUGCCAACGGCAAAAUGAACACCGACGACAUUUACGAAAAUUUGCCCUGCCACGAGAGGCUGCGUAACGGAGCAGGUGCUGGCGGUGGUGGCAGCAACGGCACCGGUGACAGCGAAACAACGAAUGGUGCUUCCACAGUGAAAGACGAGAACGCCUCGGGGGGAUUUGCUAGCCAGCAGCACAAUUCCGGUACGGAAAAUAACAACAAAAUACAAAACAAUUCGGCCAUGAACAGUAAAGACAGUUUGUACGCGACACCGCUGAAAAAGUCCGAACGGCCUCGACAGCAGCAGGGGGCAACCCCCAAGGGACGUCCACCGCUGCCUAUGCCAACCGGCCGUGCUACCAGUGCUGCGAAUAUGGAUGAUAAUCUUAACAACAGUAACAGCAGCGAUCGAGAUGUCAAGAUAAUCAACGCAGAACUGGAAGAUCGUCGAAUACGGGAUUUUCUCAAAGACACCACUCAAAUGCACAAAAAAAUCGAACUGCACAAAGAGUAUCAAAUUUCAAACUUUUCCUAUUUGGCAAGAAAGGAGCAUUUCGUUAAUUUGGUGCAUCAGAACGUGCUGAAUGAUUCAUUAAACGCAGGUGCUGCAGCGCCCUCAGAAGUAAUCGAUCAGGCUCUUCUUGGUUACAAAACCUUAGCCAAUGAGGAAGAGGAUAAAAACCUAGAUCUAGACAUCAACGAAUCACUGAAUGAAUUGGAGGCAAAAUGCAACGAAAAGCUUGAUAUGCUAACUAACCUCCAUCGAAAUCGCUCUGCCGAACGAAGUCAAGAAGAUAACGAACAAUUAGACGUAGAUCCUCCGUCUCUCAAUCCUCCGGUAAGUCAAAAGCCAUUGAUCACUAGCCAACCGAUUAACGGUAGAACUGGAAUCCAGAAUACUGCUGGUCGCAACGGUAAGGGACAGGAGCCGUUUAUUAGCUCUGAAAUCAACGCUCAUCUCAAUCGAGAAUGGGUUUUGAAAAAGGUUGCGAUGUGCUUGGAGCAGCGUGCCUGCAAGAAACCGAUCCCUGUUCCGCCAGGUAUGUUAGACCAAGCCGAAUGUGUGCCGCCGUCUACUUCGAGUUUUUUCCCACGAGCAACAUCCACUCAUCAAGCACCGGUUCGAAGUGCUGAUUUGCCUUCACUAGGCUAUCUAGUGCUAGGUUCCAAUGGUUCUGGUAAAACAUCGAUCUGUAAUGACAUCAUUGAAGGUAGUACUGGAACUAAAGGAAUGCUAAACCGAAGACUUCUUGCUUGUUACUUUGUAAACUCGCAAAACCCAGAGUGUCACAGUCUCAGCAUGUUCAUUCGUAGUAUAAUUCUUCAAAUCCUUAGCCACUCGAGCUUCGUUUGCAACAGUUCGACUGGGGUGGUCUCGAACAACGACACGACCACGACCGCUUCAAAUGAUCUCACAAGUGAUAAAUCGAAAGAUGUAAAUCAUGAAUCCUCGGUAAUUAGCAGUAGUAACGAUGCUUUGCCAGAAGCUGAUCAGCAACAAAUCGCGCUGGCCGCGGCGGCAGCGAAACCUGACGAUAAAGAUGUAGAAUACGACAAAGAGCUUGAAGAAGUUAUUCUGUCGGAAAUCAAGCUAAACGAGCGAGUGGCAGAGUUCUGCUCCAAGAAAAAAGUUUGCCGCCAACAGUCGGAGCCCGUGGAAAGUUUAAGUCGUGACAAGGAACAAGCCAGUUAUCAAUAUACAACACAUCCACCGUUGCUGAAAAACGUUCCGGUAGGCAACAAAGCAGCAGCAGGAGACAAACAGCAAAGCAAUAUUUCAAGUCCUGGAAAGGCGAAAGGCUCCAAGAUUCCAGUGGCAAUUGGCAGUAACAUUCGAUCACCGACGAAAGCAUCCAGCCCGAAAGAGUUGCCAAAAGUAGAACAAGAAGAUGAGGAACUAUUGGACGGAGCAGGUGAAGGUAUCGCUGAUAUCAGUGACAUCAAGCUAGAUGAUGAAAUUGCUCGAGAGAUUAGCGAAGACGUUACUGUUGAGAUGAACGAACAGGCAAUCAGCAAAGAUGAUGAUAACAAGUUGGAAAGUGCCAAGUCGAAAAGCCCUAAAGCCGAACCGAUUGCAGCGGAGAUGAAUAUUCCUCCACCGUUGCCAAAAUCAAAGAACUGUCGGCAGGUCAUCGCAGACGGUUACUACGAAAUGCUUCUUAGCAAUCCCGACAUAUUCGAGUCUAUAACAGUGGAUAGUAUAGAGAAAAAUCCGGAUGACUGUUUCAAGAAAGCAAUAUUGUUUCCGUUGUUGGAACUAAGCCCGCCUAAGAAUGCCUUGCUGCUGUUGAUAGAUUCGAUCGAUGAGAAUUACAUUCAAGAUGGAAACCUGAUUUCCACGCUCAAAGGUAAGCAAAUCACAAAGAGUCGAAACAUCGCAGAGCUGCUUUCCAAUCAUAUACACCUGAUGCCCAAGUGGCUGUUUAUGGUGUGCACAGCCAAAAAGCAGAAUAAGAACAUAACCAAGUUGUUUACCGGUUUCAAGAAGCUAACGCUGGAUGACCUGCGCAAGAGUCACGUCGUCAAGGACGUCCAGCAGUACAUCAUCAAUAGACUGAACACGGACUUCCGUGGAAUUAAUCUGACCAAAGAUAUAAUCGAAAGUCUGAAUCAGCUCUACAUCAAGUCGAACGGUUGCUUGCUCUACCUGUACAAGGUAUUGACGGGAAUUAAGGAAAACUUUUUCACUUUCCGAGAAAUUAAACUAAUUCCCUGCACACUGAACGGGCUUUAUCUGUACAUUUGCCAGAAAUCGUUCAACAAAAAGCAGUACAACAAAAUACGGCCUAUCUUGAAUGUACUUUUAGUGUGCAACAAUUACGUAGACAAAUAUUUUCUCUACAACUGUUUGCGCACCCACAACUACAGUCUCGACAUGGAGGAGUUCGAGAAGCGACUUGAUCUGAUGCGAAACAUCGUGGAAUACAGUCCUCGCAACGUGUACGCACUGAAAAUAUUCCACAACUCUUUCUGCGACUGGUUGAUUGACGUUAAGUUCUCUACCAAGAAGUUCCUGUGCGAUCUCAACGAGGGUCAUGUGAUGGUCUCCAUGUACUACACAAUGGUAGCGGAUCAACUCUGCCCGAACAAAUUACGGCUCUAUUUGUAUCAUCUGAUAAAAACAGGCGAAUAUCUGACUAACAAAAACAUCAACCUCGAUCUCCUUCUCAUUCUGUUGGAGACGAAAUCUAAUCUAAGUGACUGUUUCUACACGAAUCUUCUCAACUGUUGUGCUCUGUGCGAGGACGAGUGCAAAAACGACGUUAAUUUAGCUUUACGUACCCGUGCCAUGCUGGAGCGCUACCUGAACGCAGAACUGAAUGAUGAGUUUACCGGAUUCUUGAAUGAUUUCUUCAAACCGAAUCUCCCAACGGACUGCAAAGUACUUAAGCUGCUGAUUGAAACCGGCAUCAACAACGCUGAUACGGUGAUGUCCUGUGAAUCGUCUGCCAUCAAUUCACCAGUGCUGUCGGAUCGCUCACAAAAUAUUGACUCCGAAUUGGCGGAGCUGUUGAUCUCGAGCGAAAAAAGUUGCCAGCAGGAGCUGCAGAAGUCGAUCAAUAUCGAUUUGCAGUGCGGCGGCUUAGCGGCUUGCGCUAUGGGUGCAGGUCCGGCAGCAAUGGUGUCUUCCGAUCGUUUCGACGGUCAUGAGAUGGAUCGUUGCGAGAGUGGAGUUGCCGGUGAGGGCAGCGCCAUCGGAGAUUCCAAGUCGGACAUACAGAAUGAUCGUGUUCAGUGUGACAUGUUCGAUUCGGAGUUGCACAAAGGCAAAGCCCUUAUUCAUAUACUGGCGAACGAAGGCAAUCAUACCCUGCUGGAGAGAGCGUUGAAUGCAUGCAAAGAUCCAAUUGAUCUGGAAAUUGAAGAUCUGAACGGGCAGACCGCGUUAAACAUCGCCGCCCGUAAUGGGCACAUUGAGAUUGUAAACCUUUUAUUGCGUUACAAGCAAUCGCUAAACGAUGGGACCGGGCGGUUCCGAAAGAUCGACGUUAAUCAUGCCGAUCGUGACGGCUGGACUCCAUUACGAUCGGCAUCCUGGGGAGGGCAUACUGAUGUGGUGAAACUGCUGAUUGAAAGUGGCGUCUGUGCGAUUGACAGAGCGGACAAGGAGGGACGAACAGCGCUGCGUGCUGCUGCCUGGAGCGGCAAUGAGGAUAUUGUGAAGAUACUGAUUGAAGCAGGAGCAAAUGUUAAUUCGAUCGAUAAGCAAGGCCGCACGUCGCUGAUUGCAGCUUCAUACAUGGGGCAUUACGAUAUCGUUGAAAUUUUGCUAGAGAAUGGCGCAGAUGUGAACCAUACGGAUCUGGAUGGAAGAAAUGCGUUGUGUGUGGCCGCCCUUUGCGGAAGCUCAGGAUAUAGCAAAGUUAUUUCGACCUUGCUAGAGUAUGGGGCCAACACCGAUCAGACGGAUAACGAAGGAAUGUCUCCGCUGUUGGUUAGUUCGUUCGAGGGAAACUCGGAGAUCUGUGAGCUGCUGUUGGAAAAUGGUGCUGAUCCCGAUAUGGCUGACCAUAUGGGAAGAACACCGUUGUGGGCGGCCUGCACAUCUGGACAUGCACACGUCGUGAAAUUGCUUCUAUUUUGGGGUUGCGGCAUUGAUUGUAUGGAUUCGGAAGGUCGCACAGUAUUAAGCGUUGCCGCAGCACAAGGCAAUUUGGAAACCGUACGACAAUUGUUGGAUCGUGGGUUGGAUGAAACCCAUCGCGAUAAUGCCGGAUGGACACCCUUACAUUACGCAGCUUUUGAAGGUUAUGCUGAUAUUUGCAUUCAGCUGCUCGAAUCAGGCGCUAAAAUAGAUGAAUGUGAUAACGAAGGAAAAGCUGCCUUGCAUUUGGCUGCUCAGGAAGGGCAUAAUUCGGUGCUGGAAGCUAUACUGAACAUUCAUCGGCCUUGUAUUGAUCAAAGGGCGCACGACGGAAAGACGGCAUUCAGGCUGGCUUGCCUGGAAGGCCACUUCGAAUGCGUUCAGACGCUGCUGAAAUUUGGCUGCGACGUAAAUUCAAAGGACGCUGAUUCACGAACCACGCUGUAUAUUUUGGCAUUAGAGAAUAAAUUGAAGGUCGUAAAGUUCCUCUUGGAAUAUUCGAACGCAGACGUAAACAUUCCGGAUAGCGAAGGUCGAACGGCUCUCCAUGUGGCUUCCUGGCAAGGUCAUGCUGAGAUGGUUAAAUUAUUAAUCACACUUGGAAACGCCGAUGUCAAUGCCAUGGACCUUGAGUCGCGUACACCGUUGCACUCCUGUGCUUGGCAAGGAAACCAUGAGGUCAUGCAGUUGCUGCUGUACUAUGGUGCUAUUCCGGAUCAUGCUUGCAAGCAAGGCGCAACGGCUCUGGGCAUUUCCGCUCAGGAAGGACACGAAAAAUGUGUUACCUGUUUGCUCAAGUACGGUGCCAAUCCGUACAAAUCUGAUCACUGUGGCCGAACGCCAAUCAAGUUGGCGGCGAAAUCGAACCGCAACAAUGUGCUGAGAAUCCUGGAAAAUUAUACUAAAAACGACCUGGACGGUGGAAAAAUGGUUCACCAGAGUUUGAAUCUCAAGUCUCCGGAUGAAUGCCCACAGGCAUCCGCACCGAUUCACAACCCAUCGCCGUCGGGUCCGUUCCCGAAUCCGAAUCUACUAAUGCCGAACCACGCGAUGAAUGGUGCUGCAGCUGGCGGAAGCUCAACUCAGAACAGCAACUUUUACGAGAACACCAUGCAGUCCGACAACAGCAGUCUGCAGAAGCGGAAGAGUGUCAUUUCUAGUCAAUCAACUGGCAGCAGUAACGAGCAAGCGCCAAUGUCAUUCACGCAACAGCUACAGAAACACUCACGUCACCACAAUUCGAAAUCACAUCACAUCGUACAGCAGCAGCAUCAACCGAACCACCAAUCGACCAUCGGAAAUGCUUCAAACAGCAACAACAAGUACGGUGGAGCAAAAAAACAUGCACAAAUUUUACCGAAUGUCGAGGAGUACCAGGCGAAUAUCGCUUCCAAUAUUCGGAUGAAUCCGAACGAUGCUGAUCUGUUCGAUCUGGGUUGUAUGUCGCCUCUUUAUGCAACUCCACCGCACUCACCCAGUAGCGAUAUCAGUUCGCCGGGACAAAAUCAGCCUCCUUCUUCGCUGGCUUUGCUGGGAAAACAAUUCGAGGAAAUGAAUAUUAGCUUGUCCAAUAACAGUACGAUCAUGAAUCCAUCGGACAACAAUCAUUUCGCCAGAGAUACACAUAUGCGCAUCAUUCUAGGCAACAAUCAGAAGGAGCCGCCGCAAGGAGGAAAAUCAUCAAAGCGCAGCGGCAUUGCUACCAAUCCGGCUAUGCGGCUUAUACGCAACCGAAUCGACUCAGCGGCCCAGCUGAUUCGACGAACCAACAACAUACUGAGUAGCAGCGGCAGUGGCCAAGGCUCGUCCAGCAUUGGUGUCAAGUCAGGAACGUUUCAGUGGCGCAAAGAGAGCCAAAUGUAAUUGUGGAAACACAGGGAAUUUAGAUUACAUACAUUCAGUACUCGCCGUUUUUGAGAUUGUGUUUAAAAAAAGGCUACGAAAAACAUGCUAAACAAUCAAUUAUCAAGAAAAAAAUCACCAAAUUGCUAAUGGUAGUGGCACUAAACUAGAGAAACGUGAUCGCACAUGCUCUAGAAUAGCGUUUAGGGCACAUACCCAGACGUUUUAAAGGACUCUAUUCACCAAUCAUUGAGUCUCAAUUUCUUCUACUGUUUUACAAUACUAACUACAUUCUUCGUGCCAUGAUUUUAAUCUAUUCGACUCAUUUUACGUGUUUUUUUUUUUGUUAAAAAAUUUACCAAAAUUACAAAUCACUUAAAAAGUAGCAGUGCACAAUGUUUCCGUUUUGUGAGCCAAUCGAAUCCGGCUUUCCACUAUACCAGUAUAUCUCAGCAUCAGCAGCUGUUCAAUUCCUUUGAUUUGUACUUUGUCUCUUUACUAUUCUCCCUCAUAACUCACUGAAGUUGUGGUAGUUGAUAAAUAUGAUUAAAAAUAACGGUUAAAUAAAACAACCUACCCAAAAGUAACGGUAAAAUUCACCAUAAAAUAAACUAAACAAUGGGAAAGAAUAUAGACGAGCAGGUGAAAAGGGAAAAAAGAACACACAAAGGACUGCAAAUUUGGCAGCAGAUAUCGGGCAGAUGUGUCAUGAAAGAUAAUUUUAUUAUGACUGUAUACAAAACAAAAAAAGGAAUAUGUACAAGCAAAAGUAAAGUGAAGCAUUUAACGUUAGAGAUUCCACUAUCGGAGUGAAGUUAUGUAAGCUACGCUGUAGAAGCAUGUAUAAACCAGAAUGAGAAAUAACCUUCCUCUUAUGUCAAGUAUUUAAUACUUUUUGUACGCUAAGUUUAGUAACCCCACAAGAGCAUCAAAGCACGCUUGUAACCGAUCUUAAGUAAUCUAUCACUACGAUUAGUUUAUCUAAGAAUUCUAGUCCUACUUAUUUAAGUUAAUUUCGUCGUACUGUGCAAACAGAUUUUUGUCGAAACAGCAUAAGAGCGCCAUAGCGAAGGAGCCACCGCACUCCUUGCGUAAGCAUUUUAUUUAUUCCGUAUACAUUUUUGUCUCACAAUUUAUACAGUGAACUCGUGUAGCAAUAGAAAUUCCCGGUCGGAAGCAUUGCGUAAUUUUGCUUUUUUUUUCACCGGGAAGAAAACGAACUGACUUUGGAGGUGUCAUUCUUUGAAGAGUAUUUAUUUUUGUUUUGUUGAUACCCCUAUUUUGGCACAACGUACUUUUGUAGAGAAAGCGAAAUGGCAACAAGAAAAACUGAAAUAUAUAGUAGACAUUU